AUGGAAAAAGAACAGACUAUCUCCCUUCCUAAAUCGCCAGAAAACAGCAAUGAAGAAGGUGUUUGUGCCCCUUCAAAUAUCACCCGAGAAACCAGAGCAAUGGCUGAAAAGAAAAAGAAAAAUAGAAACGUUCAACAGCCCCAGCCUCAAAAUAUAGAAACUUCAAAGAAAUUCGAAGUACUUGUCAACUUACCAGCAGAGCCAGAGUCCACAACCGAAACAGAAACAGAAACCCCUACUCCAACAUAUAGUCGUCGUAGCGAAAAUACACACCGCAUCCCAAGUCAAAAAGAAGACCGAAAUCAAAUUAUCCAUGGCCUCAAAACACUAGAAAUAGGAUUCCACACUUAUGCAAACAGAAAUACAGAAGUGGAAAAAAAACACAAACGAUGGGUCAUAAAAAACCUACCAAAGAACACCAAAAUUAAGGACAUUGAGGAGGCCUUCAGCCCUCUAGGAACUACCAACAUAAGGAGACACCACAAAACGGACGCUGAGGAAAAGAAAACACCUCUAUCACCGAAACAAAAUGGGCUUGAACCCAAAAAAUUAAUUCAAGGUGUCCCGACAAGGUGGAAUUCCACCUAUAAUAUGUUCUCCCGUUUUGUUUCACUCGAAACAUCCAUUCGGACUACUUUACCACUCAUAGACAAACCCAUUGAAGUACUAUCACCAGAAGAAUGGGUUAUAGCAUCAGAAAUUACUACUGCCUUACAACCCAUGAAAGAGGGAAGCAAAACCCUUAUUACAGCUACGUUCCUCGAUCCCAGAUUCAAAAAUAUAGCUUUCCCUUCAGAAAAAACAGCCAAAACAGCAAAAAUAAACAUCAUCAAUUUGGUGGCCAGCCAAAUUAAUCAACAUUUAGGAGAAGGUCCUUCAGAAUCCCACCUCAACGUAGAAAACCAGUUAAAACGGUUAUGGGAGAUUGAAGAGCCUGCAUCCGUAGACAGAAGCGACCCUCAAGACAAAUUCUGUGAGGAUCAUUUCCUUCGCACACACCGGUGUUCCCCUGAUGGCAGGUAUAUCGUCAGACUUCCCUUCAAGAAGAACAUUUCUGAGAUAGGAAAGAGCAAAGAAAUGGUCUUUUGA
This is a messenger RNA of Nezara viridula (southern green stink bug), 1089 nucleotides long. NCBI's taxonomy places the organism in Eukaryota, Metazoa, Arthropoda, Insecta, Hemiptera, Pentatomidae. The record is from the annotation of a GenBank genome assembly.